Rotaria socialis is the source of this 546-nucleotide messenger RNA. The record is from the annotation of a GenBank genome assembly. NCBI's taxonomy places the organism in Eukaryota, Metazoa, Rotifera, Eurotatoria, Philodinida, Philodinidae.
AUGAACACAUCCUAUCCGUUACCUAGCGAUGUUAUUUCGUGUACACGGAGGAGUAUUGCUAACAAACGACGUUACAUUGUUAAAGACUUUAUUAUUAACAGUAAAAUAAUGCCGAGGCGUGACAUGACUUUCGAAGAUUCUAACGAUGAUCCCAAUAAAUUAGAUCAAGGAAAAACUACAGUUAAUAGUUAUGCAACAAAAAAAACUGUAGCUAUUAGUAAUUUAGAAAUUGCACUACUAGCAACAAAUGCUGUACAAUUGAAAACUCUACUUGGUAAUAAAGAUAACAAAGACACGCUUUGGGCAGUUGGAUUAGGACUUGUUUGUGCAUCAAUAGUUUUUCAAGUUAUAAAUGCUUGUGUUUUGGUUCUAUUAGGUACAGAUGAUUUAGGAAAAAAACAACGGCAACAUCGCUUAAUAUCUUUAAAUAAUUUUUCUCUUAUAAUAUCCCUUUUUAUAACUGUAAUUAAUGUUGUUCUUAGUGUUAUUGUUGCUGUUGAGCCAGCAAUUCUUUCACAAACACUAAAUAGUACGACAGCUGUUUAA